AUGGUCCGCGCAAGUCGAAUCGAAGAUGAAGAAUGGAAAAAAGACUUAUUGCUGCACUACGCCGGACCGAGUGUUCAACAAAUAUUCGAUUCGCUCCCUGAAGCCCCCGGAACUGAUAUGCGCGGCCCGUUGUUGAAUAUCGAACAUUACACUCCAAAUAUGACUGCCUAUGAAGAAGCCAGAGCUAAGUUAAACGAGUUUUUCUUGCCGAAAGAAAACUCCACCUACGAACGGCAUUUACUGCGACAAAUGAAACAACUAGCUGGGGAGAGCAUUGACACCUUCACCAUCAGAUUGCGGCUUCAGGCGGAACGCUGCGGUUUCGGUGACAGGAUGGAAGAAAAUAUAAAGGACCAAAUAAUCCAGAAUUGUCAGUCUGCUGUGCUACGACGUGAUUUGCUUAAACGCGGAGAUGCCAGUCUUGACGAAAUAUUGAGCGUUGCAAAGAUUUUCGAGACUGUAGCCCACCAGGAAAAAUCUUUUGCGAGCGUAGGUGAGUCGAAAUCACACGCCAACGAUGUCUGUAAGAUUGAAGCAACAUCUUAUAAGAAGCGAAUGAAAUUCAGCGAGCAGAAACAGAUGGAAUGUCAUCGUUGCGGGUUCUUCGGUCAUUUCGCUAAAGACGACAAGUGUCCAGCGAAUGGAAAGCUGUGUAAUAAGUGCGGUGGCAGAGAUCAUUUUGCGAAGAAGUGCCGAAGCAAACUACCGAGGCGCGAGUCGAAAAGUGUGGAUGGUAAAUUGAAAUUUGGAUGUGAAGGAAAUGACAAUUCUCAUGCAGGUCGUAAGGGUGACGAAAUCAAUAUAAUAAAACAUGUAACCGAUGAACAAGUGGAAUACAUCUUCAAUGUUACAACAACUGGUGGUAACGGUGAAAUGCCGUGCACAAUUGGAGGAGUAACGGUGACUGCAGUUAUUGACUCCGGUUCCAAGUAUAACUUGAUGAGUCAGUCUUAUUGGGAGCAACUAAAGGACUAA
Messenger RNA from Toxorhynchites rutilus septentrionalis, 975 nucleotides. RefSeq lists its product as uncharacterized. The transcript has a single exon. Lineage: Eukaryota; Metazoa; Arthropoda; Insecta; Diptera; Culicidae. Gene Ontology annotation, molecular function: nucleic acid binding; zinc ion binding. The coding region runs from base 1 to 975 and encodes 324 amino acids. The record is from RefSeq and is a predicted model, not a curated record.